Molecule: messenger RNA, 4071 nt
Organism: Phyllopteryx taeniolatus (common seadragon)
Lineage: Eukaryota; Metazoa; Chordata; Actinopteri; Syngnathiformes; Syngnathidae
Gene: arsa
Product: arylsulfatase A
Exons: 8
Coding region: 105-1607 (500 amino acids)
Molecular function (GO): arylsulfatase activity
Source: RefSeq, a predicted model, not a curated record
UGCGUGACGUCACCUCCACGCGACACACUAUUUGCUGUGGUUCAGCUUCUGUUGCGAGUUCGCAUUGAUUACUGAAUUCCUUCUUUCAUGUGACAAACAUCGCAAUGGACUUCACCCGUCUGGGGUUUGUGGCCUUGUUAUGCGUUUGUGCACACGCCGCUUCGCCGCCCAAUUUCCUCGUGCUCUUCGCCGAUGAUUUGGGUUUUGGGGACUUGGGCUGUUAUGGACACCCCAGCUCGCUUAGCCCGAAUCUGGACCGACUUGCAGCUGGGGGGCUCCGCUUUACGGACUUCUACUGCACCAGCCCCCUCUGCAGCCCGUCCAGGGCGUCGCUGCUGACGGGGCGCUAUCAGACCCGUUUGGGUAUCUACCCCGGAGUUCUGUACCCCGGUUCCGUAGGCGGCCUCCCACUGAACGAGACCACCAUCGCCGAGGUGCUGAAGCCUCUGGGCUACGCCACGGCCGCCGUGGGCAAGUGGCACCUGGGAGUCGGGCCCAACGGAACCUUCCUUCCCACCAGGCAGGGCUUCGACGAGUACCUCGGCAUUCCGUACUCGCACGACAUGGGUCCAUGUCACAACCUGACCUGCUUCCCUCCAGACGUAAAGUGCUUCGGGAUGUGCGACGUGGGCACUGUGCUGGUCCCGCUGAUGCACAACGAAGACAUCAAGGAGCAGCCCGUUAACUUCUUGGAUCUGGAACGAGCUUACAGCGACUUCUCAGCCAGCUUCAUCGCCUCCACGUCCAAGAGGAAACAACCUUUCUUCCUUUACUAUCCUUCCCAUCACACCCAUUACCCGCAGUAUGCAGGGCCGGGGGCUGCCGGGAAGACGUCAAGAGGCCCGUUUGGAGACUCUCUACUGGAGUUUGACAACACUGUCGGAAAGCUGCUGGCCACCCUGGAGGAGAGCGGCGUCAUCAACAACACGCUGGUCUUCUUCACGGCAGACAACGGGCCUUCGCUAAUGCGCAUGUCCCGAGGCGGCAAUGCAGGCGCUCUGAGAUGUGGCAAAGGUACCACGUACGAGGGCGGCAUGAGGGAGCCCGCCAUUGCCUUCUGGCCCGGCACCAUCACACCAGGUGUGACUCGUGAGCUGGCCAGCAGUCUAGACAUCCUGCCCACCAUCGCUAGGCUAGCCGGUGCUAGAGUGCCCCCAGUGGCGCUGGAUGGUUUCGACAUGACUGAAAUCCUUACCAACCAGGGAAAGAGUAAAAGGGAGGCAAUAAUGUUCUACCCCUCUGACCCAAGUGAACAGUUGGGCCUGUUUGCUCUGCGACUUGAGAAGUACAAGGCGCACUUCUACACGCGAGGUUCGACGCAUAGCAGCACCACCCCCGACAAAGAAUGCUCUGCGUUCUCCGUCCUAAAUUUUCACGACCCGCCGCUGCUCUUCGACUUGGAGGCCGACCCCUCGGAGCACUACCCGCUAGUGCCUGGCGGCGACACGGACGUCCCAGCAUUGCUGGAGAGGAUCAAGAAAGUCAAGGAGCAGUUUGAAGCAUCCAUGUCGUUCGGAGAGAGUCAGAUCGGGAAAGGAAGCGACCCGCAGCUGGAGCCUUGCUGCAGUCCGGAGUGCAGUCCGAAACCUCACUGCUGUCAGUGUUGACGGUUCAAAACAAACAGAAAUAACCCGAACCGUAACCCAUGAAGGAGUAAAACAAAUUUAUUUCUUUGUGGUCUUUCUGUUGGCACUUAAAACUGUACAAUUUUAUAUUUCGUCACCCUAAUAGCAUAAUUGCCUAAGUCAGAUAUUCUGAAAGUGUGGUAAAAGUACCACGAGUGUUAUGCGAAAGAAUCACUGAAUUACUAUAUACAGUGGGUACGGAAAGCAUAUUGACCCCUUAAAUUUUUCACUAUUUGUUAUAUUGCAGCCCUUUGCUAGAAUCAUUUAAGUUCAUUUUUCCCUCAUAUGUACACACAGCACCCCAUAGUGACAGAAAAAAAACAGAAUUGUUGACAUUUUUGCAGAUUUCUUAAAAAAGAAAAACUUAAAUAUCACACAGCCAUAAGUAUUCAGACCCUUUGCUCAGUAUUUAGUAGAAGCACCCUUUUGAGCUAAUACAGCCAUGAGUCUGUUUGGGAAUGAUGCAACACGGUUUUCACACCUGGAUUUGUGGAUCCUCUCCAGUUCUGUCAGGUUGAAUGGUGAACGUUGGUGGGCAGCCAUUUUCAGGUCUUUCCAGAGAUGCUCAAAUGGCUUUAAGUCAGGUCUCUGGCUGGUCCAUUCAAACACAAUCACGGAGUUCGUUCUGAAGCCACACCUUCAUUAUUUUAGCUGUGUGCUUAAGGUCAUUUUCUUGUUGGAAGGUGAACCUUCGGCCCAGUGUGAGGUUCUGAGCACUCUGGAGAAGGUUUUCAUCCAGGAUAUCACUGUAUUUAGCCGCAUUCAUCUUUCCUUCAAUUGCAACCAGUCGUCCUGUCCCUGCAGCUGAAAAACACCCCCACAGCAUGAUGCUGCCACCAUCAUGCUUCACUGUUGGGACUGUAUUGGACGGGUGAUGAGCAGUAGCUGGUUUUCGCCACACAUACCGCUUAGAAUUAAGGCCCCAAAGUUCUAUCUUGGUCUCAUCAGACCAGAGAAUCUUAUUUCUCACCAUCUUGGAGUCCUGCAGGUGUUUUUUAGAGAACUCCAUGCAUGCUUUCAUGUGUCUUGCACUGAGGAGAGGCUUCCAUCGGGCCACUCUGCCAUAAAGCCCCGACUGUUGGAGGGCUGCAGUGAUGGUUGACUUUCUAGAACUUUCCCCCAUCUCCCGAUUGCAUCUCUGGAGCUCAGCCACAGUGAUCUUUGGGUUCUUCUUUACCUCUCUCACCAAGGCUCUUCUCCCCCAAUUGUUCAGUUUGGCCGGACGGCCAGCUCUAGGAAGGAUUCUGGUCGUCCAAAACGUCUUCCAUUUCAGGAUUAUGGAGGCCACUGUGCUCUUAGGAACCUUAAGUACAGCAGAAAUGUUUUUGUAACCUUGGCCAGAUCUGUGCCUUGCCACAAUUCUGUCUCUGAGCUCUUCAGGCAGUUCCUUUGACCUCAUGAUUCUCAUUUGCUCUGACAUGCACUGUGAGCUGUAAGGUCUUAUAUAGACAGGUGUGUGGCUUUCCUAAUCAAGUUCAAUCAGUAUAAUCAAACACAGCUGGACUCCAAUGAAGGUGUAGAACCAUCUCAAGGAUGAUCAGAAGAAAUGGAAACCACCCAAGUUAAGUGAGUGUCACAGCACAGGGUCUGAAUUAUGGCUGUUUGAUAUUUCAGUUUUUCGUUUUUAAUAAAUCUGCAAAAAAUUCAACAAUAAUUUUUUUCUGUCAAUAUGGGGUGCUGUGUGUAUAUAUAUAUAUAUAUAUAUAUAUAUAUAUAUAAAAAGUGAAAAAUUUAAGGGGGUCUGAAUACUUUCUGUACCCACUGUAUGUUCAAACUGUGCAUGUUUUUCUUUUUUAUCCAGCACAACUGUGCAUAUGUUAUGUUUUUUUUUAUCCAGCACAGAACAUUUGUGAAGCACAGUUCAGCUGUGUUUAACUUUUAAGUAAAAUACAGUUGCAUUUAAUCUUGUAGGACUGUUUUCAAAAUUGUACUUAGGUAAAAUUUUAAUGUAACUCAUUCUUUAAGUAGUUUUAUUAUUCCCUAUAUUUACAAGAGAGCUACGUUGUUGUUUUUUGUGGUGGUACUUGAUUUUAAAUAGUUUCAGAACCACUGGCCAGUGGUCCUUUUUUAAAUUACUGCCACAAUAGCAAUUAAAAAAAAAAUAAUGUGCUUGCUCGUUUUUCAGUGUAGAUUCUCACACAUCAGCGCAAUCCACAAAGGUUGAACUGUGGCAGUUGGCUGAAAGCGUUAACAAUGACUUGGCUAAUGUUGCUGUUGGGCUAACAAGAUGUUUGCUAGCACUUAACGUAUUGUUCAAGUCAAUUCUGACCUGUUUUGACAUUUGACAACGAUAAAAUACUAUUACGAUGUAAUAUAAUGUAGCAGAUGAUUAAAAAAAAAAAAAGCGAACUGGGCUGCUCCUAUUGGUUGAAUUUGUUGUUGUUUUCUUGUACAUGUAUACCACAGUAUACCCAUGUUCAGUAAAAGAUCAGAUCGUCACCUCCAA